AUGGGAGACAUGGGAGACCCACCAAAAAAAAAACGCCUGAUUUCCCUAUGUGUUGGUUGCGGCAAUCAAAUUCACGAUCAGUAUAUUCUGAGGGUUUCUCCGGAUUUGGAAUGGCAUGCGGCGUGUUUGAAGUGUGCAGAGUGUAAUCAGUAUUUGGACGAGACCUGUACGUGCUUUGUUAGGGAUGGCAAAACCUACUGUAAAAGAGAUUAUAUCAGGUACGCCAUUUACGGAGGCUGGCUAAGGAGGGCUCGGUGGGAGCCGAGAGACUGUGCAGUUUUAGUCACCCGGGUUGGAGCAUUUUCUCAUCUACGGAUGGGUGAACUGUCCCCCUCUCCUCCACGGGAGACGAGGAACCCGCCACCCACUCCAGAGUGUAACCCCAGAAACCCAUUAUUUGCCGUGUGGGGCUGUCAGCAAGAAGUUGCCCUUUCACUGCUGCCGGAGGGCUUGAGCCCCGGCUCAAGCCGGGAGCCUGGGUCGGAGAAGGACGAGCCGCUGCAGGGAGCAGGUCUGCGGCAAGGUACAGACCCCUCUGCCUCCGGAGCAUGUGGAAAAGCCGUUCUAAGCACUGGUGGAAGCGGGGUCCGAAAAGAGAUAGACUUCAUAACUACAGGCGAGCACUUAGGCUCAGAACCUAUCUCUGCCAGACAGCCAGCUCUGCGACCCCACGUCCACAAGCAGCCCGAGAAGACCACCCGAGUCCGAACUGUCCUUAAUGAAAAACAGCUUCACACCUUGAGGACCUGCUACGCUGCCAACCCCAGGCCUGACGCCCUCAUGAAAGAGCAACUGGUAGAAAUGACUGGCCUCAGCCCGAGGGUCAUCAGGGUUUGGUUUCAAAACAAACGGUGCAAGGACAAAAAAAGGAGCAUUAUGAUGAAGCAACUUCAGCAGCAGCAACCCAAUGACAAAACUAAUAUCCAAGGGAUGACAGGAACUCCGAUGGUGGCUGCUAGUCCGGAGAGACAUGACGGUGGUUUACAGGCGAACCCGGUGGAGGUGCAGAGUUACCAGCCACCCUGGAAAGUACUGAGUGACUUCGCAUUGCAGAGUGACAUAGACCAACCUGCUUUUCAGCAACUAGUUAAUUUUUCAGAAGGAGGACCCGGUUCCAAUUCUACUGGAAGUGAAGUAGCAUCAAUGUCCUCUCAGCUGCCAGAUACACCCAACAGCAUGGUAGCCAGUCCUAUUGAGGCAUGA
Molecule: messenger RNA, 1203 nt
Organism: Aptenodytes forsteri (emperor penguin)
Lineage: Eukaryota; Metazoa; Chordata; Aves; Sphenisciformes; Spheniscidae
Gene: ISL1
Product: ISL LIM homeobox 1
Exons: 7
Coding region: 1-1203 (400 amino acids)
Biological process (GO): neuron fate specification; positive regulation of transcription by RNA polymerase II; axonogenesis
Cellular component (GO): nucleus
Molecular function (GO): cis-regulatory region sequence-specific DNA binding; DNA-binding transcription factor activity, RNA polymerase II-specific
Source: RefSeq, a predicted model, not a curated record